GUGAAGCCUGGUAAGAAAAGCAAGGGCUUGCUGGGAAAGGCACUGAAGCAGAAGCGCGAGUACAUCCACAAGCUUCUCCGGAGGGAUCUUUGGGAUUCGUCUGUGAUGCAGGGCCAUGAGGUCGUCAUCAACAAGGAAAGCUUCGCAAUCCUGGAUGACGACGAACUGCUGGUCACCAUAACAGUCCGAGGCGCCUUCUUCAACGAGACAGCGCUGAAGGAGCUGACGCAGAAAGAUGCUACAGCGGAGCGCAUCUGCAAAGAGUACAUGGCGACCUUCGACCUCCCGAAACUUCACAAAAUCUGCAGCAACGGCACUGGCGUGAAGGUGCACGUGAACGGCAAGACCAUCGAGCUGUUACCCCGAAAGCACUUCGUCUUCGGUCCUGCUGAAGCAACCUGGAAGAAGUGA
Symbiodinium sp. CCMP2456 is the source of this 411-nucleotide messenger RNA. The record is from the annotation of a GenBank genome assembly. NCBI's taxonomy places the organism in Eukaryota, Dinophyceae, Suessiales, Symbiodiniaceae.